AUGGAAACAAUCUGUGAAUGCAUAUUUUGUCAAAACACUGUCAAUUUGUAUAUGAUCAACAGUUCGCUUCAUAUAGGAGAAGAAAUUAUGGAACUUCAGGAAGUAAUAAUUGAUUUAUUCCUAGCAAAGCUUAAUGAAGAAGUCUUCAACUUCAUAUGCGAAGAAUGUAAAUCAAAAAUUACAGAAUUCUACCAAUUUAAACAAAGUGCUAGACAGAAAAUGAUUAAAUUAGAAGUUUUUGACAACCUUCAAGAGUUUCUUAAUUUAAAUCAUGACAAUAAAGUGCCCACUAUCAGAAUAUCAGAAAAUGAGUUUACUAUAUCGUACAAUGAAUUAGAUGACGGGCUUAUAGAUGAGUCUUUAAAAACUGAAGUUGAAGAGGAAGAAGCAACAAUUUACUAUGAAGAAGAAAAUAUGCAAGUGGAAGUUGAAGAAGAGGAGAUUGGAAUGGAGCCUUAUUUUGAAAUAGAAGCUAUUAAUGACGAAAGUCAAUCAGCCAUUGUUGACCCAGAAUUUGAAAUUCAAAUGCAAUCACCAUCAGAUCAAUUUGAAGCAGACGACGCAGACAAAACUUACAAAUGUAAGUGUGGAGUUGUAGUGCAAAGUCUUGCUGAACUCCAAUCACAUAUGCAGCAACAUAAACUGAAACCACCAAAUGCAACCAAUUCUUGUUGUGGCGUAAACUUUAAAGACAUCAAAUACUAUCAACAACAUCAAUGUGCUCAUGAAAAUUUCGAAGCAAUUUCUUCUUUUCUUCCUUCUCAUGUUUGCAAUGUUUGUCGUGUCAUGUACAGUUGUGAAGAUGAUUUAAUGGAUCAUCUUUCUCAGCACUCACAAGUUGAUGAAGUAGUUGAAGACUUUCUUAUUGAACGACGAAGUGCUUAUGAAGAUCAUUUCUUCCGAACUUUUGAACCAAAAAAUGACGAAGUCAAUGAAAUUGUUGAUGCUGAUGCUUUCUCAUGUGGACAUUGCAAAAAACAGUUCAACGAACAAAACAUGAAAGUGCAUUUGCUAUUCUUUCAUACAAAUAAUGUAAUUUGUCCGAUUGACAAUCGAUGCUUUGAAGAUGACAAGCAAGUUCGUCUCUUUUCCGGUCACAUAAGAAAUAAACACAAUGAAAUAUUCGAGAAAAAUGUUCUUUACAAUUGUAGACAUUGCAAUCAAGGUUUUGCAACAAAUUUUGAGAAACUUGAACAUAUGAAGCAAUGUGAAGCCAAGCUUUAUGUUUGUGAGAAUCAUUGCAACAAACGUUUCGCCACUGAAUGGCUCCUUAAAAAUCAUUUAAAAAUAGUGCAAGGCGAGGAUCGAUUUUCAUGUGAAACUUGUAAAAAACGUUGCGUUUCACGAUCAGACCUUCAAAUUCAUAGCAGAGCUCAUACAAAUGAGAGACCAUAUAGUUGUCCAAUAUGUCACAAAAGAUUCAAAACAUCUGCUAAUCGGUCAUCUCACAUGGACAUUCAUGAACCUCAGAAGAAACACGAGUGCAAGAUUUGUGGUGAAAAAUUUCAAACACGACCAAUCUUAAGGAAACACAAAAAAAAACAUGAUGAGAAGUAUCAAGAAGAUUGCAUUUGCAAGAUUUGUGAACGAAAAUAUCUCACUCGACAACAUGUACUUCGACAUCUCAAGAAUUAUCACAACGCACCAGCUGAUCUAUCAACGGAAAAAAUGAACGAAUUCUACAGUGAAUAUCUUUAAAACUACUUAGCAAAUUUUUCUUUUAUUUCCCUAAAUAAAAUGAAUUUUAAUCAAUUAAAUUCUUGAAAUCGUCAAGCUUCUCUGACUUAUGAACAGCUUUUAAAUGUCGACAAUAAAGUUGACGUUGUUUGAAAGACUUUCCACAAUGACACUGCAAAUAAAUUGAAAUUUAUCAGAAUUAGGUAGUUAAUAAAACUUAAAAAUGUUAAUGAAACACUCAC
Clunio marinus is the source of this 1919-nucleotide messenger RNA. NCBI's taxonomy places the organism in Eukaryota, Metazoa, Arthropoda, Insecta, Diptera, Chironomidae. The record is from the annotation of a GenBank genome assembly.